UCAUAAUCAUAAUUAUAGUCAAUGUGUGCAAACACUCUACCUACACUCUACCUACUCUGCAGGAUGUCACGCCGCGGAUGCCGCGGAUAUCAAAUAAUUUUAAUAAAAUACCUACGCGUAUAAACGGCAAUCCACAUUCGAUCAAAUCCCGUUUGCGUAAUUACCUACAUAGAUUCGACCAAAGGUUAUCAAUCGAGAUAUAACGGCAUAAACACCUAAUUAAGUCAUGGCUAAGCAGUUAUCAAGUAAAACGUACCAAGUGCCGUAGUACGACGGUUUAUUUAUAUUAAUUUUUAUUAAUUAUAAAAUAUAUUUCAAUGGGUAAUUAUAAUAGAGUUGGUUUUUAUCUCUGCAUCUCUAUUUACAUCCUUGCAGUUUCAGCGAGACACGGAGAUAUAUAUAAUUUAGACGAAUCAUGGAUUUGUAAUAUCAAGAGAUCCUGUGUAGACUGUCUUCGGUUAUCUCAGUGCUCGUGGUGCCGUUCGGAGAAUAAAUGUUUCUCGGAAAAAUUGUCGAUAUAUAACUGCAAAGAAGAUAAAGUGCAACACGUUAAUUAUGGAUUGAGUUUGGAAGAAAACGCUAAGUGCGCAUGUGAUCCAGAAAAUGCCGAACAAAACUGCCGGCACCCGGAUGUGACGGACGUCAUUUGUUCUGGACGUGGAAUAUGCAUCUGCGGUAGAUGCUCUUGCAAUAUGAUGCCAGAUCCGAGCAAGACAAUCAUGGGGGAAUAUUGUGAAUACGACAACUAUUCGUGCAACGACACUAAAUGCAAUGAAGGCCCUUACAACAUCUACGAAUUACAGACUAACGAAGAAAACAUAAAACAUAACGGUGAUUAAACGGCUAAUAAACUGUUAUGAGAAAUAA
Messenger RNA from Bicyclus anynana (squinting bush brown), 867 nucleotides. Its product is annotated as integrin beta pat-3. The transcript has 3 exons. The coding region runs from base 318 to 839 and encodes 173 amino acids. NCBI's taxonomy places the organism in Eukaryota, Metazoa, Arthropoda, Insecta, Lepidoptera, Nymphalidae. The record is from RefSeq and is a predicted model, not a curated record.